Molecule: messenger RNA, 435 nt
Organism: Necator americanus (New World hookworm)
Lineage: Eukaryota; Metazoa; Nematoda; Chromadorea; Rhabditida; Ancylostomatidae
Exons: 1
Coding region: 1-435 (144 amino acids)
Source: RefSeq, a predicted model, not a curated record
AUGAAGGUGAAUGGAAAGCUCCCGAGUCUUGUGAAUCAGACAGGAGCUACAUAUGUUACCGAUGGAGAUAAAGCUGAAGCUCUGACUAUGCAUUUUGCCAAUGUCUUUUCUUCAAACUGUGGCGAUACCACUCCAGAAGUUGUUGGCAUAGCUCCUGUCCAAAAACAAUGCAGUAACAUGUUUUUCCAUUCUACUGAUAUCUAUAAAUACCUCAAAUCUCUUAAGCCGUCGGUUAGUGAAACAUAUGAUGCAAUCCCACCUAUUGUAUAUAAGGAGUGUGUUGCUAAUUUAUCUCCUUCUCUAGCUCAUAUCUUUAACAUCUCAAUAUCAUUAAGUGAAGUUCCGGAGGUCUGGAAAAACGCCAUUGUCACACCCACUCCAGGUACCGAGUGGCUGAAUAAUUACCGUCCUAUUGGCUUACUACAACGCCGGUGA